Messenger RNA from Acanthaster planci (crown-of-thorns starfish), 4789 nucleotides. RefSeq lists its product as uncharacterized. The record is from RefSeq and is a predicted model, not a curated record. Gene Ontology annotation, molecular function: serine-type endopeptidase activity. Gene Ontology annotation, biological process: proteolysis. NCBI's taxonomy places the organism in Eukaryota, Metazoa, Echinodermata, Asteroidea, Valvatida, Acanthasteridae.
UUUCAUUUGGCUUUUUUCUGUUUACCGUCACUUUUGCUAUUUUACCAGAACUUCUAAAUAUUUGAAAAUCAAGCAUUUAAAAGGUACUCUCAAACUUUCCAAGGUUCAGCUUGCCUGCUGAUUUCCACCUCAAAUAUGGUACAGAAAUGUGAAAUAUCUGGUUUCCCCAAGAAGACGUGACUAGUGCUGGAAUCUACUCGACUCGCAUCGACCUUUGUGACGUCAUGAAAAUAACAAAGUCUCCUGAUAUACAUGUAUAUGUCCAAAGUAGGGAGCCACUGGAAUUGUCUCGGUGAAAGUUAUCUUUGUGAUCAGAGCCACCUGUCCUGUUUCCACUUCCCUCGAUUACUGUGGCUCUUUCAAUGUUUUUCCCUUUUUAACUGGGCAUUUUAAGCUGUGUCACCCAUGUAGAAUCCAGAAAUAGUUUGUAAAGAAAAAUGAAGUCGCCUUUGUUGUGAAGAUGCUGAAGUAAUUUCUUCAGAGUGGAGAGGUUUACAUACAAGGGGAAUUCGGGGUUAUUAUGUUGCUUUUGCUCCAAUUUCUCACUUGUCCUGGCUUUCAUAGUGCAGGGUUAGGCUACCAAGUCGGGUGACUGCAGACUGGCUAUCAAGAUAUUGAUGAUUUCUUAUUUUUUGCAGUAAGGGUGCAGAGCAGACAGACUUGGAAUUUCCGAGCAGAAAGAGCCUGUUAUUAAUUUUAUUAUUCAGUGGUGUAUGUCUGUUCAAGACAGUUCACAAACACAUGAUUAACUUCAAGAUAAGUGCUUCGGGCAAUGGUACGUUUUUUGCCCGUCUAAAGGUACUUGCCCUUUAUCGUAACCUUUUUUCUCGACAUGAAGUUCCUUUGGACUUGUUCAGGAUCGAAAACUGUAGCAUAACAUGGGACAUUGUGCAGCAGAAAGAAUUUGGAAGGUUAACCCUAACCUCCGAAGGUUUAUGUAAAAUUAUAUUUAACUCUGAGGAUUUUGGAAUUUUAACUAAAGUAGAGAAUCAAGAAUAAAAUUGAAACCAGAGAGCUGCCCAAAAUGAAAGAUUGUCUGAGCAAAAGGAAAAAGUCAUUCAAAAGGUCAAGUUCACAGUCAUGGUUUCCAGCGUGAAAAUAAUAUGGAAAUGAGAGGGUUUCCCAAUGGAUCUGAAACCACAAUGACUUGACAAAUUUAGGCACAUAGUUCAAACGGAUCAGUAAUUGCGUGAUAGUUUAUAUCUUAAUGCUGUGUGUUUAGCAAUUGAGAGAUAACUAACUUCGGUGAGUUGACGAAGAUUGGCACAUGAGGCAUUGAGAACAUCAACACCUGGCUUUGUUUCCCUAGUUUUAAAUUCACUUUUUGGUGGUCACCAAAUUACUUUGCUUGUUUGCGUCAGUAGCGUCAGUAGACUGGAAGUUAUCCUGCACUGUGUAAGUUAAAGUCAAUUUCCAUUGGUCUGUUUAUCAAAACCAAAAACCCCAAAUUCAAUUAUUAGGCAUAAAUUUGUUGCUUCACAUUUCUUAGAACAUUUGAUGACUAAUCAUACCACUUUGUUUCUGUUUAUUUCUUGUUCAGUUCAUCUGUUUUAAAUGUUUCUCAAAGUGGUGUUUAGUUUGGCUCCUCCAAAAAGAUGACAGAAAUAUGCUAUCUGAAAUUUCAGCAUCCACUGGUGAUUUUUAAAAUCUUUUCAAUGCAACUGAUGACAUGAUUUACAUAAUCCCCAGUGUGCGAUUUCUUUCUGUUGGCACCCUUAAAUUUCUCCCAGUUAGUAUUGUUUCUAGUCUUAUUUUUUUCAAACCCUGCAUCUUUGUGAUUCCUUACAACUUGUCCAACCUUUCUCCCAUGUAGAUCUGCCAAGUGAGCCUUCAAGAUGCGCCUUUUCCUUCUUUUUGCUCUUGUUGUCUGUGCCGUGGCCGACAUAGCUCCCCUCUACACACAUCUGGUAGAUGGAAUUCAGGGCCAGUAUAUUGUGGCCCUCACGGAAGAGAGCCGAACUGUGGAUGAAUUCAUAGCCAGCUUUGACAAGGCUAGUGCCAGCGUCUCCAUCAUACCAAAGAUCCGCUAUCGAGACGGUGCCUUCAAGGGAUUCGCUGCUCAAAUGAGCACUGUCCAGCUAGCUGAAAUCCGUAAAAUGCCAGAAGUUGCCUACGUGGAGCAGGACUCUGUCGUCCGUGCUCUCUGGGUGGCCUCCUGGGGUCUGGACCGCGUGGACCAGAGGACACUUCCAUUGAACGGAAAGGCAAUCUUCCACGGUACCGGCAAAGGCACCAAUGCCUACAUCAUCGACACAGGGGUCUAUCCCAAGAACCUCUUUUUCUCAGACCGUGCCUACAUCGCAUACGAUGCAGUCAAAGAUAAGUAUGGGGGACUGGACUGCAACGGGCAUGGAACUCACUGCGCCGGGACCGUGGGUGGGGAAGUGUUUGGCAUCGCCAGGGAAGCCAACCUCUUUGGGGUGAAGGUGCUGGGAUGCGGCGGAUCAGGAACAACCGCUGGUGUCAUUGACGGAAUGGACUUUGUUGCCAAGGAGGGCGAGCGGCCGGCCGUCGCCUCUAUGUCUCUCGGUGGAGGGGCCUCCACAGCCAUGGACGAAGCUGUCGCCAGGCUCUUCGAUGCGGAUGUCACAGUGUCCGUCGCCGCCGGUAACAGUUACGGGGAUGCAUGCAGCUCUUCCCCAGCCAGAGCAAAGGAGGCCAUCACUGUUGGGGCCACGGACAUAGAGGACCAGAAGGCUGCCUUCUCCAACUAUGGGAAGUGCGUAGACAUCUUUGCACCAGGCGUCGACAUUCCGAGCCUAUGGAUAGAUGGCACACAUGCCGUCAACACGAUCAGUGGGACAUCCAUGGCAUGCCCUCAUGUCACAGGUGGAGCUAUCCUUGCUGUUGGCAAUAACCCUGAGCUGACAUCCGCCCAAGUCAAAGCCAAGAUUUUGGACAAUGGCACACGGGACGUGGUCAAGAACCCUGGACCAGAGUCGCCUAAUCUCAUGUUGUACAUCCCGUGAAACAAGGCUUGUUCGGAUGACACGCCUGGCACGUUGUGUCUGUUCUUGGUUCAACAAUUUAAAAUAAAAUUUGGAUCUUCCCAUCAUGAUCACAGUAAUCCACUUUUUGCCCUGUACCAGUAUAGUCUAAUCCCUAAACUUUGCAGCCACUCUGUUCCUCAGCCUCAAAGUAUUGUAACCACACAAGCAAGUAUAAUUUGAAUAUUACAUUUUCCAGCUUUAGUGAUUGCAUGAAACCACUCCUAGACAAUCAAGCGACUUUGUAAAACAACUUGCUAAUCAUAAGCCAAUGUAGAUUGCAACUUUAUCUGUUGUCUGUACUGCGAAAUAAAUACCAACUGAAAUAUGUCAUAAGUGCUUUCCUGCCUGCAGUGUGGAGAACCAGUUCGAGUCCCCUCUCCCUCCAGAUUAAAAAUGAACGUGGUGUAAUUUGAGAGAAGUUACUCUAUUUUCUCGGAAGUUGCACAUUGCAUUAGCGAGUCGCCAGGAUUUUUUUCCACACUUGAAAGCAAAACUGGUCAAAAUCAUGUAGAUCAAAAUGCACUAAUAUUGCUGAAGAUCAGACGUAGGGUCAAAUAGCAGUGCAAGUUUAUAUUUUCAAAGCCCUGUUUACCCCUUGCCCAUAGAGUUCCUGUCCUUGAAGUUUUUUAAAUUCUCCUCUAGGUUUUAUUAAAAUCAUCUUUGCAGCCAUACAGGCCAAAAUGCAGAUGAUCUUAUGAUAAAAUAGGGAUUGAAAGACAAAAUUACAUUGAAAUACUAUGAUUAUUAAUAUUUUCUAAAACACAUAACAUGAACACGAAAAGAAAAAAAUAAAUGACUAAAAAUGAUACUUAUUAACAUAAAUCAUCUUCUCCUGGUACCCGGUUCCAGUCUCUUAAAAUAUGAGCCUAAUGAAGGAGGGAAUCACACUUCUGUACCGCUCAGUUCUGCACGUAACUUGGUUGAAUAGGUUAGGAUUUCGUAGUCUCAUCGUUGCUGCAUUAUUUGACACUAACCAGCGACAAGAACUGGAGGGUUUGCCAAGUGAUUGAGUAAAUUUGUGACAAAGUCCUUUUGUCACAGUUUUUCAAGUCAAGUCUGGGUCAAAUUAUCAUGGUAAGAUUUGUAACGGAAUCCUAAAAUGCUGAACCCUCUCGAUUUGGUUGGUCUGGGCACGUGUGAGGGCUGAAUGCCAAACACAUGCAGCAUACUCAAGGAGAGGCCGAGUAUAUGUUACCAGCACACGUGUAUAUGAUAAUAAGGUCGUGUUGAAAUAAGUUAAAAGAAAUUAGUUGUCACAGCCUUUGCAUUCUCGAACUAGCCCUUUUGACUAUUUCUUGUGUCUGCUUGUCCCAUGAGGGAGAUGUCUUACAACAGGAACGCUGAAAUUUGAUUUUGUGGCAUCAACGUAUUGAGGAAGGGAAAAAAUAUCGAUAUCUCACACUUUUGCUUAGUUAUGCUUUUAUUCAGUGAAUUUAAAUUUAAGCUCAACAAUUGACAUCUUACAGUGAUAAACAGAUUCCAGGUCCCAUUGGUGACAUUCAUUUACACUUACACCAAUUAACUAGUUAACAUUAUUUCAUUACAACCAUAACAAUCUUUAAUGAUAACCCAAGAAAACUUUCUUAUUAAGCCUGACAAGAAUUGGUCUCUCUGUGAAAAUAUUUUUCAGGUUAAAUUUACAAGUUGUAAAUGACCGUCCCUGCCCACAUGUAGAUACAAACUAAAUCCUAUGGAAUGAGCUUUGUAAGAUUUCACCACAAACUCCCACAAGUAACACAGGCCGCCCCUUUGAAAAGUAGUCUACAAUUGUACAACUCAAGCAAAAAGAUUCCAUUUUU